Nylanderia fulva is the source of this 2338-nucleotide messenger RNA. RefSeq names its product phenylalanine--tRNA ligase alpha subunit (gene alpha-PheRS). The record is from RefSeq and is a predicted model, not a curated record. Gene Ontology annotation, cellular component: phenylalanine-tRNA ligase complex; cytosol; cytoplasm. Gene Ontology annotation, molecular function: tRNA binding; phenylalanine-tRNA ligase activity; ATP binding. Gene Ontology annotation, biological process: phenylalanyl-tRNA aminoacylation. NCBI's taxonomy places the organism in Eukaryota, Metazoa, Arthropoda, Insecta, Hymenoptera, Formicidae.
UACUUCUAUGCUUAUGUUUUGUGACAAGUUGUCGUUUUAUAUGCCAGAACGACAAAAGAUACUGCCAGUAUCUGUUAAUAUUGAAUUUGUACCACGUGGUUUUCGCCGGUUACGAUAAAUUAUACGUACGAUUUGAUUAUACAACACAUUAAUCGAUGCAAGAUGGCAAAACAGCUGACAGACCGAAUUUUAGAAUAUUUAGACAGCUAUGAUGACACGGAUUCGCUGGAUUUGGCGGAGAAAUUUCAAGAGGAUCAUCAGAAGAUCAUAGGAGCUAUCAAGAGCCUUGAAACAAUGGACAAUUUGAUCAUAGUGAAACCAAUCUCUAAAAAGAAAUGGGAAAUCACAACUGAGGGUCAACAUGUAAUAGAACAUGGCAGUCAUGAAGCGGUUGUUUACAGAAAUGUUCCUAAUAAUGGAAUAUCUCAGGCAGAACUUAUGAAAUCUGUUCCUUAUGCUAAAGUAGGUUUUUCCAAAGCAAUGGUUGCUGGAUGGAUUGAGAUUGAUAAAAGUGGAAGUAUUCCUAUUGUACGAAAAAAAGUACCAUUUAUUAUAGAUAACAUACAAGUCCAUUUAAUGGAUGAUCUUGCAAAUAUCCCAGAAAAUGUUAAAAUUGAAUAUAAGAAGAGAAAGCUUCUGCAAGAUACAUUAAUUAAAAUUAUGCAUGUGGAAAAAGGGCCAAACUUUUCUACAAAAAUACAAAAACUAGAAGCAGAUUUAACAUCGGAUUUAUUAGCAAAUGGUGCUUGGAAAAAUAAGAAAUUCAAACCAUACAAUUUCGAGGCACUAGGUGCAGCACUUCAAAUUGGACAUUUGCAUCCAUUGUUAAAAGUUCGUCAAGAAUUUAGAAAAAUUUUCCUAGAAAUGGGAUUUACAGAAAUGCCGACAAAUAAUUAUGUAGAAAGUUCUUUCUGGAAUUUUGAUGCUUUGUUCCAGCCGCAACAACAUCCAGCUCGUGAUGCACAUGAUACCUUUUAUGUCUCUGAACCACGUAUUUCUACAAAAUUUCCCAUGGAAUAUCUUGAACGUGUGAAAACUGUUCAUAGUAAAGGAGGAUAUGGAUCUCAAGGUUAUAGAUAUGAUUGGAAAUUGGAAGAGGCACAGAAAAAUUUGCUGCGCACUCAUACAACAGCUGUUACUGCACGGAUGUUAUAUAAACUCAUGCAGGAGGGAGAGUUUAAGCCGGUGAAAUACUUCAGUAUUGAUAGAGUAUUCCGCAAUGAGACUUUAGAUGCAACACAUCUUGCAGAGUUUCAUCAAAUUGAAGGUGUUAUUGCCAAUUAUAAAGUUUCACUUGGUGAUCUUAUUGGUAUUUUAUACGAAUUUUUCAAAAAGCUUGGCAUCACUCAACUUCAAUUUAAACCUGCGUAUAAUCCAUAUACUGAACCAAGCAUGGAAAUAUUCUGUUUUCAUAAUGGCUUGGAGAAAUGGAUAGAAAUUGGUAACAGUGGCAUGUUUAGGCCUGAGUUGUUAUUGCCAUUGAAUUUACCCCCUGAUGUAAAUGUUCUUGGAUGGGGUUUGUCGUUAGAAAGACCAACAAUGAUUAAAUAUGGUUUGAACAACAUACGUGAUCUUGUUGGACCAAAGGUGGACAUGGAAAUGGUUUAUAACAAUCCUAUCUGUCGAUUAGAGAAAACCAGCCGUUACAUGAUGCUCUUACAACAAAAAACACAAGAAGAAAAGUCAAUUAAAAGCAAUCAAGCAAAUCAAGAAGCAAACAUCAAGCAGACAACGAAUCCUUCAGAAAAGCUAAGCUUUUCUAAUCAACAAUUUGUUAUUUUUUGCGAUCCAAAUUAUCCAAUUUAUUUUAUCGAGCCUUUAUUACGACUUGUAAAACCAUAUUUUAAUAUUUCUGUGUCAACAUAUGUUCAUUCUACAGUGACGAAUUUUUCUAAUGAGCUUGUUGGAUUCUGUUCAGACUUUUCCAGCAGCAACGCGCACGCGGAGAUGUCUUUCAUUUUGAUUUGGAAAACUGUCGGGAUUGAUCCCAUUAUGGUGUUCUCGGAAAUGCAUAGAAUUCAGGGAAUAGUGAACAUAGCGCGAUAUUUAAAUCGCUUGAUUGAACUGAGCAACGCAAAUGUAUUAAAAUAUGAAGGGAACGGACCAUUCUAUGCGACUAAGAUAGAUAGUUAUUUAGAUAAGAUACAUUGUACUUUGCAUGGUAUUAAGAAUAAUACCAUAUUGCAAAAAAUUCAUAAAAAGUCACGUUAUGUCAUGGGUGAGGAUAUCUCCAUAGUCGAUCUUAUUUUUGAAUCUAUCGACAAGUGUAAAGUGAGAAAGAACUAAUUUAUUAAAAGCUUAUUUAUUUUGUGGAUAAUAAAUCAUCUAUACAUAUAUA